AUGCUUGCUACCUCAGCCCUGGAGGUGGACAGCUUUAACAAUACAACGAGCAGGCCAGAAUCAAUUAAUAUUUCUCCAGAUGCGUCUGAAAAUGUCCUUAAAAUUCUUUUGAUGGGAGUAUCCUGCUUGGGACUAAUCACUAAUUCCAUGAUAGUCAUAGUCCUAUCCCAACUUCGAGGCUCUCAUCCAGUAGGAGGUGGAGAACGUUCGGCCCGAGUCAACCUCCUUGGCCUGGCAAUUGCAGACUUCUGCAUCUGCCUCUCAACACUCCCAUUAAUUUACUCAAAACGGACAUACAAAAGAAAUGACUUUAUGCUCUAUUACACAUUAUUCGGACCGGGCUUAGUCUCCGUGUUUCUCACUGUCAGCGCCUGGAUGGUGGUUCUAGUCUCAAUACUGCGAUAUCUUGCCGUUUUCUGGCCACUGAAGUCACGUUUCUACCUGCGAUGCAAAAGUGUUUUUCACGUCAUCCUAUCCAUCUACUUAGUCGCCUUCAUUUUCAACCUGCCUCUUUUUCUCCGGUACAAUUAUGAAGAGAUAGCGCCGUUUGGUGAAGAAGCUUUGGCCAGUGAUGGUGCGAAGAUUGUGCUAAUCGUUGACCGGAUGUACCCAUAUUCUGAAGUGCUAAAGGAUAUCUACAAUAUUGUGCAUAUUAUCUGUACAAAUGUUGGGCCAUUUAUCGUGGUAUUGGUGACCAACAUUUCGGUCAUCGUGGCCUGCAAAAGAAGUGAAAACAUUCGGGAAAACUUUGGAAGAGAGGAGUUGAAAUUAGCUGGACGGCCCAUCAGUACAUCUGUAAGCACUCCACACAAACAGCCUUUGGAAUCAUCCCAAUCGCAGCAACCUUCAAAUACCGUACCUUCCUUGGUGAUUACGCGGAAACGAAAAGUUCCCCAUCGUCACAGCCUGAGACCCAGGGCUUUUCACAGGGUAACACCUCUCCUGCUUGCCGUAAUUUUUGCAUUUCUGCUUUUGUCCACUCCAUUUGGGAUUGUUCAAUUCGUUUGCCUCAAGCUGAUCGAUAAAAUCGCAGAUCAGAUUAAUGAAAAUCGGCAGCUUGUAAAACAAUACCUCACGCUAAACAGACUGCUUGAGUGGACUAAUUUCUUACAGGUAUUCGGGUGUGCAGUGAACUUUUUCCUCUACUUUGUUGUUUCCCGAACAUUUAGGCAAACAACGAGGCGAACACUCAGAAGAAUAAAAGAGCGGUUAAGAAGGCGAAGGGGAUUUUACCAUUCGUGCGCCUACAUGUGUUCCGUGUGCUGCUGUGAUUGUAAAAGGUCGCGUAAAAAUGAUGCUUACAUUGUGCGCGUCUGCCAUCCCGUUGAGUGCAGGCGCCACCAACAGCGGCCUUUUCUCACAAACCCCUGUGAUCCUAUGCGCUUGUACCUGGGACGUAAUCAAUUACAGCGGUGUCCAGAUGAGCAGACCAAAAAUCGAACUAGUUCAAAUGAACCAGCCAAUCGAAUGGGCAAAGGUUCCGAACGACUCGAAUUAAAGUCAAUUGAAGAUGAAAAUUAA
Molecule: messenger RNA, 1521 nt
Organism: Mesocestoides corti
Lineage: Eukaryota; Metazoa; Platyhelminthes; Cestoda; Cyclophyllidea; Mesocestoididae
Source: the annotation of a GenBank genome assembly